GCCUCGUGCCAGUGCCCAUCAAUGCCACAUAUCAAUGCCACAUAUCAGUGCCCAUCUGAGCUGCCUUUCAGUGUCACCCAUCACUGCCAGUCAGUGCCACCUAUCAAUGUCAAUCAGUGCCACCUAUCAGUGCCAGUCAGUGCCGCCUAACCGUGCCAGUCAGUGCCGCCUAACAGUGCCAGUUAGUGCCGCCUAUCAGUGCCGUGUAUCAGUGCUGCCUUUCAGUGCCCAUCAGUGAUGCCUGUCAAUGCCCAUCAGUGCCACCUACCAGUGCUUCCUCAUCAGUGCUCAUCAGUGCCACCUAUCAGUGUCCAUCAGUGCAGCAUAUCAGUGCCCAUCAGUGCAGCCUCAUUAGCUCACAUCAGUG
Messenger RNA from Staurois parvus, 367 nucleotides. NCBI's taxonomy places the organism in Eukaryota, Metazoa, Chordata, Amphibia, Anura, Ranidae. The record is from the annotation of a GenBank genome assembly.